Molecule: messenger RNA, 1206 nt
Organism: Nannizzia gypsea CBS 118893
Lineage: Eukaryota; Fungi; Ascomycota; Eurotiomycetes; Onygenales; Arthrodermataceae
Product: SirQ protein
Exons: 3
Coding region: 1-1206 (401 amino acids)
Source: RefSeq, a predicted model, not a curated record
AUGGCAGCUCCAAAUACCAAACAUGCCCUAGUUCUGGGUGCAUCGGGCAUAUCAGGCUGGUCAUUCGUCAAUCAGCUGCUGCAGGGCUAUCCACGAGCCGGCACAUGGAGCCGUGUUACAGGAGUGACCAGGAAGCCGAUGAGCAGAGAAGAGGUCUCCUACUGGCCUCGGAGUCGUGAAUAUCCAGCUUUUAGCCUUAUAUCAGGUUUCGAUAUACAUAAUGACCAGGAGCAGAUACUGAAGGAAAAAUUUCGGAGAGAAGUGAUAGAUGUACACACUGUGACACAUCUUUAUUAUCUCGUACAAGAUCCUCCAUCUAAUAAUGAUAACGAUGAACCAUUUGCCGCAAGCCUCAAAUCCCUCCAGAAAACUGUGGUGGUGAUUGGAAGCCUUGCUCCUAAGCUCGAGUUUAUUCACCUUCAAUAUGGGACAUUUAUAUAUGGUGUAUGCUUCACUGAUGAGUUUUACCACGCUGCUCCUCUUGCGGAAACGUUGCCCCCAUUGCGAAAGUCACUACUUGAUAGGCUUCACUACCCAGUGUGGACGAAAUGGAUGCACGAAUAUUCAAUGGACAAGUCAUGGAAGUGGUGUGAAACAAGGCCUGAUGAAGUUAUAGGAUUUGUUCCAAGGAUGAAUUCGUAUAAUGCGGUCUACCCGAUCGCCAUGUUCUUAUCAUUGUAUAAAUUCAUCAACGGGAAAGGCGCGGUAUGCCCGUUUCCCGGCAGCCUCGGAACAUGGAAAGCGUUGUCAAGCGACGCUGGGGCGGAAAUGAUCGCGAAAGCUUCCAUUCACUUGUCCCUGCACCCUGACCCAAGGAUCAAAGGGGAAGGGUUCAAUGUAGCUUCUUCGCAGACACCGUGGAGCUGGGAGAUGAAAUGGCCACCUCUUUGCGAAUGGUUUGGGCUUAUCGCGGGGCCACCAGUGGAUAAUGAAAAAAGCAAAACGUCAUCACCAGGACCGGACGGAUAUAUUCAAUCCCAUGAGGUAGAAUAUAAGAGUAUGAUACAAGAGUAUGGUCUAAAGACGUGGAACAUUGCUUCCCCAUCUAUGGACGGUUCGGAGAACUGGGGCUUGACCAAAUUAAAUUUCGACCGGCACCUCGAUCUUCAGAAGUUGAGAUCCACGGGCUUUCUGGAAGAGGAGAGUCCACGAGAUACAUGGGUUAACGUCCUGGAAUUGAUGAGAGAGGCGAGGAUCAUCCCGUGA